AUGAAGUUAAUUGGAGCAUUAGAAUUAUCAGAUCUCAAUUUGCGGCUAUCUAAACGUGAUAUUCUUCGUACAUCGUCUCGUUUUACUGGCAGUCAACAAUCAAAAGGGAAAUCGUAUGAUGUAGAUGUUAUUUUUCAUCAUGUAGAUUUAGAACGUUCCUAUAUAUGUGGGUAUUUAAUGAUUAAGGGCUUAACCGAUGAAUAUCCGACAUUGACUACAUUUUUUGACGGUGAAAUAAUUAGCAAACAAUUUCCGUUUCUUACUCGAAAAUGGGAAGCUGAUGAAGAUGUCGAUCGACGGCAUUGGGGUAAAUUUCAAGCAUUCUGUCCCUACACAGAAACGUUUAACAACGAUGAUUUCGAUUAUAAUAAUUUAUUGCAUGGAAAAAAUGUCGAUCAUAUAUUUAUGCGAUGGAAAGAACAUUUUUUAGUGCCAGAUCACACUAUACGUGAUAUAACUGGCGCAUCAUUUGCUGGAUUUUAUUAUAUUUGCUUACAAUUAUCUACGGGCGAAAUUGAUGGCUAUUACUAUCAUAAACAGUCUGAAUGGUAUCAAAGUUUACGUUUAAAACAUGUACCACAAAAAACUUCUAGUGUGUUUCAAUUUCGAUGA
This is a messenger RNA of Didymodactylos carnosus, 612 nucleotides long. Lineage: Eukaryota; Metazoa; Rotifera; Eurotatoria; Philodinida; Philodinidae. The record is from the annotation of a GenBank genome assembly.